Chenopodium quinoa (quinoa) is the source of this 1335-nucleotide messenger RNA. Its product is annotated as probable cysteine-rich repeat secretory protein 6. The coding region runs from base 1 to 1335 and encodes 444 amino acids. The transcript is spliced from 3 exons. Lineage: Eukaryota; Viridiplantae; Streptophyta; Magnoliopsida; Caryophyllales; Amaranthaceae. The record is from RefSeq and is a predicted model, not a curated record.
AUGGCAACUUCUUACAAUACAAUACGAGUACUCGAAACCUUUAUAUUGUUCUGCUGUUUUUGUAGUCUUGUAAGCAGCGACAGCAGAGAUUCAUUCAUUGCUAGACAAAUCAGCAACAGUGUGGGUUGUUCGAGUACUGGAAAUGCUAGCGAUGCCUUCAGAAACAAUGUAAAUCUUCUUCUAUCUGAUUUCAUCGAACAUUCCUCUGCUAACAACUACUACAACACUAGCAUCGGCGACAGCUCUGAUCGAGUUUAUGGCUACUACAUGUGUCGAGCUGAUGUUGACCUCAAAACUUGUAGCAGUUGCAUACUUAACGGUACACAAUCUGUUAUGGAAUCAACCUGUAUAGAGCAUGAAGACGUGAUUCUCUUCUCGCAGUUGUGCAUCUUUCGAUACACAAACUACAGUACAUAUGGCAUGUUCGAGGGUGCACUAUCAGGGUCCGAUCAUAUUGACGCAAAUGUAUCGAACUACCAGCAGUUUAAUCGAACAUUGUCAUCGACGUUGAAAAAUCUUAUCAACGAGACUGCUUUUGGAAGCGAAAACAAUGGAUCUAGAUUGCGUUUCGCUACCAUAGAAGCCCGUGUAACAGAAGAUGAGACAAUCUAUAGCUUGGCUCAAUGCACACCUGAUAUAGCCGGCGUAAAUUGUAGUCGAUGUUUACAAAUUGGAGUCUCUGACUUCAGCCGCUCUGCUAAUCUAUCUCCAGCUGCUUAUACUUUAAAGAACAAAUGUUACAUCAGAUAUGAUAAUGUCUCUUUCUAUGAUUUCGGAGACUCGAAUGUCAAUGCAGCUAAGUCCUCCUUGUCGCACCCACCCGAGAGUUUCUUCAAGACCAAUGUAGGUGAAGUUUCCGAAAGGGCUUAUGGUUCGUAUCUUUGUCGAGGUGAUCUUAGUGCUAAAACAUGUAGCAAUUGCUUAGAGAAGUGUAUUGUGUACAACGUGGAUUUGAAGUGCAUAGUACACUAUGCAAAUAGCUCGAAACCGUCCAUCAACACAACUAUCGUCAGUGAAGAAUCCUCGGAUUACUUGAAUAAUCACCCACUUUACAACAUGACAUUGUCAAAUAACAUACAAGAACUCAUCAGAGAAGCUGCCUAUGGCAACUGGACCAAGUUUAAUUUCGAGACCAAGACCAUCGAUGUAACGGGAUCCGAUGAGAAAAUUAACAUACUUGUUCAAUGCACGCCUGAUAUAUCUGCUAUGAACUGCAGCAGCUGCUUAAGUGAUUUGUACUAUAGUCUUCGGCCUGACGGUGUAGGUGGAGGAAUUUUCAGUUCUCAUUGUUUGCUCAAGGACAAUAAUCAGCCUUUUUUUCGAACCAAAAAAUAG